Molecule: messenger RNA, 2189 nt
Organism: Acipenser ruthenus (sterlet)
Lineage: Eukaryota; Metazoa; Chordata; Actinopteri; Acipenseriformes; Acipenseridae
Gene: fam113
Product: family with sequence similarity 113
Exons: 11
Coding region: 302-1762 (486 amino acids)
Source: RefSeq, a predicted model, not a curated record
UAGUCUGCACUGCCCAGGACUGGUCAGUGCAAUUUUUUUACGAACAGUGAUCCUUACAGAUUUGUGAAGCCAGUCUUUUCCAAUAGCCUGGCGGUUAUACUCUUUGUUAGAAAAGUUAUUGGAGGAAAUUAGCAGCAGAGAAGUUAAGGCCGAGAAAGCUUAAGGCUACUUUAAGGGACUUGAAAUCGAAUUGAUGGACACAAGCUACUGGUCUGGAAACAGAAGAGAUUGGAGAUCAACUGGAACUUUCUGCUGUUGGAACAAUUAAAUACAUCAGUAUAGUUUUGAAACGGUUGAAGGCAUGAAGGAUAUAUGCAGGGAACAUGCUCGCCUUCUGCUACACAACAAGUUUGUUGUGAUCCUAGGGGACUCAAUUCAGCGUGCCGUUUACAAGGAUCUGGUUUUGCUGUUGCAGAGGGACAGCUUUCUUACAGUGUCUCAACUCCGAGCCAAGGGGGAGCUGAACUUUGAGCAAGACUUCCUGGUGGAAGGCGGGAAGAUUGGUGGACUGACCAAUGGGACGGAGUACAAGGAGGUACGGCAGUUUCGUUCUGCCCAUCACCUUGUCCGCUUCUACUUCCUGACCCGUGUUUACUCAAAGUAUGUGGAGAGCGUCCUGGCAGACUUCCAGGCAGGGCCACAACCAGAUGUGCUGAUUGUCAACUCCUGUGUGUGGGACGUAUCCAGGUACGGCCCGAGCUCCAUGGAGGAGUAUAGAGUGAACCUGGGGAAAUUCUUCACCCGCCUAGGGGAGGUGCUGCUCCCGGAGUGCCUGGUCAUGUGGAAUAUGGCUAUGCCUCUCGGCAAAAAGAUAUACGGGGGCUUUCUCAUACCCGAGUUACAGCACCUGGACCAGUCGCUGCGUUCCGACAUCAUUGAGGCAAACUUCUACAGCGCGACGCUAGCAGACUCGCACAGGUUUGACGUGUUGGAUCUGCACUACCACUUCCGCUUUGAGCUGCAGAACCGCACCAAGGACGGCGUGCACUGGAACCAGCUCGCUCACCGCAAGAUCACCUUUCUCCUCCUGGCACACAUAGCCGAAGCCUGGAACGUGGAGGUGCCGGACAGCAAGAGGCAAAAUCUGCUUUGUAAUGAGAACAUUGAGUACAACCCUGCUGCGUGCCAGCAUGGCAACAGAGAAGUGCGCCAGCCUUACAUUUAUAGCAGUCCUGCUGCAGACCUCUGCUGGAGUGAGAUCCAGAGAUAUGGGGGUCCCAUUCAUUACUAUGACAGGCAGGCUCCUGGGCUGGUUCCAGUUCAUCACCAUCCUUAUAAGGCAGGUGGCCUAGCUCUGCCCCGUGAAACAGAACCUGCAUGGAGGCUGAACUCAAAUUACCAGAAUCUUCCUUGGAAGGCCUGUGGUGGAGGUCCAAAUACAAGCUUUCAGGACGACUCCCCACUGAUCGGUGUGUCUGCUUCUGUCAUGGGCUUCACCACUGGCUACAUCAGCUUUGAGGAGCACCACAGCAACCAUUACAACAGAAACAACACCAUGAAUAAUGAGCCCUGCUGGAAUGAGAACCGGAGGUUUUUGGCUCCCAAUCAGUACUUUCACAGGGAGGCCCUGCGGCCGGCUCCAGAAAUACAUGCCUUUCAUUAUAGGGAGCCACUUUUCGGUGGGAUGUCUAUGUAUAAUGAUGCUCCUUACUUGUCAGCUGCCUAUGAAAACAGAAGUAACGUUGUUAUGAAGCAGCGCCCUGUGAAGAGAUACUAUCCUCCCAACAAGAGGCCCAAUGCAAAGCCCUAUUACAGAAACUGAGUCCUGGAGAAUGUAGGGCAAGAACAUGGCAUUCUUUCCUAAAUUUUACUUUACAACAACUUUUUUUUUUAUUAUUUAAUUAUAUGUAUUCAAAAAAAUGGAAAUGUGUGUCACUACUUUAAAAAAAAAAUAUAUAUAUAUAUAAAAUAAAUCCCACUGCCUUAUAGAACCUUAUGUAGCACACUUAGCUGGAAUAGUUUUUGUAACUGUUGCUAGAAUGAUGCGCCAGUUAGGGAGAUGCAGAAGUAAUAGUGUUUGUGUUUUAUAUCUGUUUGAAUUUUGAUCACCUUCCAGAAAUUUGGAUUUCACAAGUUCUUUUGUACAUUUAUUUUUGGUUAGUUGGAUCUAAAUGUAGUUGAUCACUUAGUCCUGUUCUUGUUUUUAUGCAUGUUUUUGUAAUAGUUAAUAAAGUACAUUUUGGAUUAAA